This is a messenger RNA of Cladophialophora immunda, 2118 nucleotides long. RefSeq lists its product as uncharacterized. Gene Ontology annotation, biological process: mitotic DNA damage checkpoint signaling; protein phosphorylation. The transcript is spliced from 2 exons. Gene Ontology annotation, molecular function: protein serine/threonine kinase activity; protein binding; ATP binding. The record is from RefSeq and is a predicted model, not a curated record. Bases 316 to 2091 code for a protein of 591 amino acids. Gene Ontology annotation, cellular component: nucleus. NCBI's taxonomy places the organism in Eukaryota, Fungi, Ascomycota, Eurotiomycetes, Chaetothyriales, Herpotrichiellaceae.
CUUUUCCAUCUAUCUGAAACACUGCCGCGCAUAAAUGGCGGCAUCAUUGCAUAAUCGUCCGUCUUCACAGGCCAACCAUUUGUCAUUCUUUCGAUGCCCAUCCGACAGAAUAUAUUUGGCCCAAGGUCUCUUUUGGGGCAAGCUAUGGCCUCGUUAGGAUAACCGCCCCAGGGUAACCACCGUGAAUGCCUUUCAUGAAACGCUCUUACAAUCCAGGGAAGUCUUUGGUGGUGUCUUACACUUAAGCCGAACUUAAAAGAGUCGAAUAAUCCCAUUAACUACAUCCUUUUCACAACUCAUCAGCAUAGGAUCGUUAUGGGACCUCCGGGUGAUGUGGACAAGGCAUCUCUUAAAGACACUAUUCGACUCGAUGAUACCAAUGACACCAUUCGACUCGACGAUACCAACGACACCAUUCGACUCGACGAUACCAACGACACCAUUCGACUCGACGAUACCCCUGAUAGCACUCGGCAACUCGACGAUAUACAUGAUCCCGCUCGACAACUCAACGAUACCAUUCGGGUCGAAAAUCGCCCCGAUAGCUCGGUCGUUCCAGUCACUUGGUCACUCCCACCAACGAGCUCAGACUUUGCCCGACUUGUGCCAGUCAAUCAUCAAGCGAAGAUAGCGUUUCACGAAAUUGCAACCAUUCUGAAAACAGACGGCUGUUGGAAUCCCCACUGCCGGAAGUUUAUCCAUGUUUCCGAUGUCAAAAGCAAGGUCAUUUCUGGGCGCUCGAAAGAGAGCGAUACCUCUGAUGGUGAUACUGAAACACAAGAGAUCUAUACCGGCUAUUUUCGCCUGAACCUUAGCAUACUGCCGGACAAAUUUCCCCAGGGUUGGAUAAUUGGAGCUGGCCGCUCAGGUAUGGACCACCUUGGAGUGGACUUCCUCCUAACAAUCAAGGGUAAUCGGGACCGUGUACGAGGACGCCACGCAAGUAUCAAGCACCAUAAGGUCAGCCGACAUCUUAUGAUCGCGCCGGCGCCUGGGAAGGGGGCGGUGCUUAAUGGUGAAGAGGUCCCUACGGACGGGAGAGUGCUUGAGAGUGUGCGUAUGGGUCUAACAAUUGGCAACCUCACUUUCAAAAUAGAAUUUUUACCCACAAAUGUCGCUACUUACAACGAACAGCUCGACGAAAUUGUACGGGAAAGUGGAACGUGGUUUACAGAAAGGAUUGAAUCGAUCGAUCCUACCCCAUCGGACAACCACCUUAUACUCCAGGGUUAUCAGAUCCAAACUCCACAAGCAUUUGGAGCGUAUGGAGUUGUAAGCCCAUGCGUUAAUACCUCCUCUGGGAACGUUUAUGCGGUGAAACGGAUCCAACGAACGCAAUCCUCUUUCGACCAAAUUGGAGACGAGAUCGCGAUCCUCAAGCUCUUAGAGAAACAUCCUCAUAUAUGCGCCCUGACUGAAGUCAUCUACUCAGACGGCGACGAUAGCUCCAUGGGGAACAGAAGGAUUAACGAUGUAUAUAUGAUUUUCGAACCCUGGGCUCCUAGGACCCUCCAUGCAUUGAUGGCGUCGCAAGUGAGCCCUUCUAUACGUUGGAGGGCCUUCCACCAGGGCGCUCAAGGUAUUCGAUACUUCCACUCUUUCGGCGUUAUUCAUCGGGACCUCAAGUUUGGUAAUAUUCUCGUUGUCCAACUCGAUCCACUACGUGUGGUCAUUACUGAUUUUGGCCACGCUACGACCUUUACAAACUCCCAGGACCACAUGAAAGGCACAAUCAGCUACCUCCCUCCUGAAAUAAUCGAGCUGAAAGAAAAGUCGAACGACCCGAAGCGUACCCCACCAGACCCAGCCUUACGUUGGUCGUGCAAGUCCGAUGUCUACAGCUAUGGCCUAGUCGGAUGGGCUUUGCGUCAUGGAUAUUUCAAGCGUCCAGUAGACGGCAUCGACAAGAUCGUGCACAAAGGUCUUCUAGCAACUCUUCAAAAUUCCAGGACGGCCGCGGAUGAAGUUUUGGAAGAUAUGCUGGCAUGGGAUUCCGACUCGAGACUAGAAAUGCGCGAAGUCCUGCUGAAACCGUGCUGGUCCGAGCCCGAAACACCGUGCAUUGAGAAAAAAAGAAUUUUCCCCGGAUAAUGAACGGUUCACUCGGAUAUACAACUU